Molecule: messenger RNA, 2291 nt
Organism: Pimephales promelas (fathead minnow)
Lineage: Eukaryota; Metazoa; Chordata; Actinopteri; Cypriniformes; Leuciscidae
Gene: riok3
Product: RIO kinase 3 (yeast)
Biological process (GO): protein phosphorylation
Molecular function (GO): protein serine/threonine kinase activity; ATP binding
Source: RefSeq, a predicted model, not a curated record
CAUAUUGGGUUGUCCCACCAACCAUUGUAGUAGAUCACAUCUAUUUUUAUCUGACACACUGUCGGUAACGAAUUAACUUCUUGUUUUAAGCCACGUUUUAGCGGUCUAGGUCAAAGAUAGUAAUAAGUAUUGUUACAUAUAGAGUUGAAGCCGAUAUUAACGAACCGAAGAAAGUAUUACAGGCGCCACGUUCUUGAAUCUAAACCUUCUGUCAACCAACAUGGACCAACUUGAAGUAAUAGCUACACAAGAAACCAAGAGCCCCUGGGGCGCUCCCGUCCUGGCACCGUCGCCCUGCUCUCUGGCUGAUGUUAUGAGUGAGGAGUUGGCCCGACAGCUGGAUGAAGAGGGCAACACUUUCCCAAACUGCCCAGAUACCGACCUGAAGCUGACCUGCGCUUCAGAAGUGGAAACGUCCAGCGACCUGAUACUGGCCCAGAUGCUUCAGAUGGAGUUCGAUCGCGAGUUUGAUACGCAGCUGCGCAGGGAGGAGAAGAAGUUUAAUGGAGACAGCAAAGUGUCCAUAUCAUUUGAGAACUACCGUAUGGUUCAUCCGUAUGAGGACAGUGACAGCUCUGAGGAUGAGGUGGACUGGCAAGACACUCGCCAUGACCCUUACAAAGCCGACAAACCAACUAUUACCCCUAAAAAGGGCUUUGUUGGUAAAGGCAAGAACAUCACCACCAAACACGACGAGGAGGUCUGUGGACGGAAGAACACCGCACGCAUGGAUAAUUUUGCUCCGGAGGUGCAGGUGGGAGACGGGAUCGGCAUGGACCUGAAGCUCUCCAACCAAGUGUACAACGCUCUGAAACGCCACUGUCAGUCAGAGCAGCGCCGUAGCGCUCGACUUCAUGAGAAGAAAGAGCACUCUACUGCUGAACAUGCUGUGGAUCCCAAGACCAGACUACUGAUGUACAAAAUGGUGAAUGCUGGGAUACUGGAGACCAUCAAUGGCUGCAUCAGCACAGGAAAAGAGUCAGUGGUGUUCCAUGCUAACGGAGGGAGCUUUGAAGAGAAGAUUGUUCCGGAAGAGUGUGUCCUCAAGGUUUUCAAGACCACCCUGAAUGAGUUUAAGAACCGGGACAAAUAUAUCAAGGAUGACUACCGCUUCAAAGACCGCUUCAGCAAGCUGAACCCUCGCAAAAUUAUCCGCCUGUGGGCUGAGAAGGAGAUGCACAACCUCACCAGGAUAAAGAAAGCAGGGAUCCCGUGCCCGGAUGUGAUUAUUCUCAAGAAGCAUAUCCUUGUGAUGUCAUUCAUUGGGCAGGACCAUGUUCCCGCACCUAAACUGAAGGACGCCAUCCUGAGUUCUGAGGAUAUGAAGAAAGCCUACUACCAAGUGCUAAACAUGAUGCAGCGGCUGUAUCAAGACUGUAACCUGGUUCAUGCUGAUCUGAGCGAAUACAACAUGCUCUGGCAUGAUGGACAGGUGUGGUUCAUCGAUGUGAGUCAGUCCAUAGAGCCGACUCACCCUCACGGUCUGGAGUUCUUGUUCAGGGACUGCAGGAAUGUGGCCACAUUUUUCCAGAAAGCAGGCGUGGCCGAGGCUCUCAAUGUAUUCGAGCUGUUCAACAUCGUGUCUGGACUGCAGAUCAACAGCGACAAUGAGGCUGAUUUCUUAGCCCAGAUUGAAGCCCUGGAGAAAAGAAAUGAAGAUCAUGUACAGAAACCGGGCAAGAAAAUCUUCAACGCCACCUGUGACGGCAGUCCACCCCAGUUAAACACUGAUGAUGAUGAUUAACACAAGCACAAUAGUCAUUUGAAUAAUAAAGGAGAGAAAAUUCCUCCGGUCACAAUAAGGAGUGGAAUGGGAUGAACGCCCGUGUCCAUGUGAAAUACUCACACCAUCCUUCUGCUGUCUGCUCGGUGUUGAAAAUGACACAUUGUGGUCAUUUGAGACAUCAAGCACAUCCUGUCAUUUUUUUAACAGACAGUUUUGGAAGAUGGUUAAACAGAUAUUCAACAAAAAAAAAAAAAAAGGAAACCAGUAACUAUAAAGACACAUGUGAUGUUUUUGAAUUGUGUGGUGUUAAAAAUGUGUCUCCUUCCACAAAAAGGGCAAGAAUGCAGUGAAGAUCUCCUGGAAAUCUCUGAAUGCUCUGUAUGUGUGUUGAUUUGAGCUUUUGUAUUGAACAGAACGCAGGACAUUGCUUCAGUUCUGCAUGAAAAUGACAGCCUGGGUUUUUUUGUGGAGUCAGUUUACUGCUAAGAUGACUAUUGAUGUAGAUCAAAAAUGAUGUGGUCUUUGGAAAAUCAGGUAAAGAUGAAAAUAAACUCUUGAGUCGCAA